AUGGCAACAGAGAGUGACGAGUUCUACGUACGAUACUAUGUCGGGCACAUGGGAAAGUUUGGUCAUGAAUUCCUCGAGUUUGAGUUUCGACCAGAUGGAAAGCUACGAUAUGCAAACAAUUCAAAUUACAAGAAUGACUCCAUGAUUAGAAAAGAAGUGUAUGUCAGUCCAGCGUUGAUGGGCGAACUCAAGAGGAUUAUAGCUGAUAGUGAAAUCAUGAAGGAAGACGACAAACAAUGGCCAGUGCCAGAUCGAGUAGGACGACAAGAACUCGAAGUCGUGAUGGGAAAUGAGCAUAUCUCAUUCACUACCUCAAAACUCGGCUCGCUGAAUGAUGUACAAAGUUGUAAAGAUGCUGAUGGUCUACGGGUCUUUUACUACUUGAUUCAGGAUCUGAAGUGUCUCGUGUUUUCUCUCAUCUCCUUGCAUUUCAAGAUCAAACCAAUCUAA
Synchytrium microbalum is the source of this 450-nucleotide messenger RNA. RefSeq lists its product as uncharacterized. The coding region runs from base 1 to 450 and encodes 149 amino acids. The transcript is spliced from 6 exons. Lineage: Eukaryota; Fungi; Chytridiomycota; Chytridiomycetes; Synchytriales; Synchytriaceae. The record is from RefSeq and is a predicted model, not a curated record. Gene Ontology annotation, biological process: RNA splicing. Gene Ontology annotation, cellular component: nucleus; exon-exon junction complex.